UUGAUAAUACGUUAUUCAAUGUCACAGAGAAACCUCUUCAUUUUCACCACAAAAAGGGAAAGGUGCUGACAGGCGCAUUAUUUUUCGCAGGAAAUAGAAAAUAUUUCAUAAAAUGAACAAAAUUGGUUUGUUCCUUGUCUGUUCAAUUAAGUGGUCUUUAUUCUAAUGAUCGAAGAAAAGAAAGAGAAAAAACCAGUGAACCUAAUCCAUCUCAAAACAAACACUUUUUACGGCAAAUCUUAUAAGAAUACAACACUUCUGGAGGGCGAUUUUAAUACUUAUGUUGAGGAUAACAACAUUCCUCCAUCUGUAUGCGUUGAAUUCCAAACUUUUUUCGAACUUCGUCAAGUUGACGCUACCCUUGAAUUUGCAGAAAUUUUUUUUUACACGGUGUAUGUUAAACAUGAUCCAUAUAGAAGAGCUGACUCGAUGAUAUGUAGCAACUUCACAAGUGGAGAUUUCAGCAUCAAGAAAACUGUCACUGUCACGUGUAAAACACCACUUGAAGGAAAGUUCUUUGAACUCGUUGCAACACGUUUACCAGGUUUGCCAAGAACAACCCUAAAAGUGUUCGAAAUUGAGCGCUUCGGUUUGUAUAAUUAACUUGUAAAUGUAUGCUUAAACGUCAUAUUAAUAUUGUUCUGUAGUUUGAUUUUAUGUGGGUUCUUUUUGUGUACACAUAUUAAUUUACGUCCAUGAAAAUUCAUAAAACAUUAAAUAGCAUUUUUUAAAACACUACUCUUUUUUCAGGAAUAUGUAACCUUUACAAUGUCUGACUGCCCUGGUUCAGGACAAGCAGUUAAAUCUUAACUUAUUAGCAAAUUAUAAGAAUCGAGUUAAUUCUACUAUUUUUCCUAAAUUUAUCUUUGUUUUUAAAAAAUUCGACAUCAAAUCCAUUUUUUUAAAAGAGAGACUAUUAAAAACGAUU
This is a messenger RNA of Magallana angulata, 928 nucleotides long. RefSeq lists its product as uncharacterized. Bases 166 to 603 code for a protein of 145 amino acids. The record is from RefSeq and is a predicted model, not a curated record. Lineage: Eukaryota; Metazoa; Mollusca; Bivalvia; Ostreida; Ostreidae. The transcript is spliced from 5 exons.